CAAACAAAAUGAUCAACAGUGAAAUUGAUAACCGCCUAGGCAGCGGUGAAGACCUUCAACAGUACGAAUACAACUCCUCCACCGAGGAUAACUCCAACCGCUCAAGACUUACAACAACAACCUCACCUGCCCACCGAUCGUCGACCGCUAUGGAUUCGACAUCCUGCCAUCAGAGUAUUACCUGUUGUAGCUGCUGUAGAUCAAGUAGCUGUCGCUGCAGCUGUAGUCGACACAAUUUCCUCAGGCGGCAACGAUGGCACUGUUCAAGCAGCAGCAGCUUAGCCAAUCGGUGUUCCUUGCUCAUAGCUCUCGUAGCGACUUCGCUAGUGUUAAGUUGUUCGAUGGCCCUGCCACAUUCUUCGCAUCAUUCUUCGUCGACGACGUUUGGAUCGUCCGGAAGUAGUAGCAGUAGUAGUAAUAGCAGAUCUUCGAGUGGUAGCAGCAGUAGUAGUACAAAAAGUUUAGGGGUCUACAUGAUCCGAUCACCAGAAUCCACGACGGCUCCGGCCGGUGAUGAGGUUCUGUUUGAGUGUGAACUAAAUCUAAUACCGGAGCGGCUGGAGUGGAGGUUUCGGCCUCAAGAUCGACCCGGGAACCGGGAGGACUACAGCUAUCUCAAUAAACAUGAACACAACGUGAGUACAAGCGAAGGCACCUACAAACUUCACGUUUACGUCAACUCGAAAACGAUCGGCGAGUAUCAGUGCGUGGCGUGGUUUGGGGCCUCAGCAAUCGCUUCAAUUCCAGCCCGGCUAACCCUAGCCUCGAUCAGCCUAGACAGUAAUAGUAUUAACAGUGGCUACAGCAAUCCCUAUGGGCCACAACGAAGCACCAGCACAAGCAGUAUUAGCGAUUAUGGAAGACGACCGGAUCAAGUGCCGACCAUGAUGCGCAGGGUCUUCUCCCAGCCUCAGCAGCGACUACGAAUCUCUCCAGGAAAUAGUAUUAUCAUCAAAUGUGGUGAAGUGGCGUCUAAUCCACCGGCCAUCUGGAGCUAUUACAAAGACGAAAAGGCCAUCCCAGCUGAUGCUCCUCAGCUACCUUCCGGAGGUCUUAUCUUAUCCCAGCUAAAUCCAUCGGAUUCAGGAACCUACCGUUGCUCUGCCGUCAACACAAUCACCGGGACCGAGUUAAAACUCCCCCAGAAGACAACCAUCAUGAUCGAGUACACACCCCGAGCGCCACCGAUGGCGAUCUACAAGCCGCAGAACGUGUCUGCAACUCCGGGAUCGGUGGCUUUGCUUGAAUGUCCAGGCAUUGCGAAUCCGAUUCCCCAUCCUUCGUGGUUCAGGAGGGAUGGAUUGGCCAUCAGCGAUCACUCCCAAAUACUUCCCUUUGGGUUGCAGAUUGAUGACGUCAGUCCUGCGGAUCAGGGCGAGUACAUGUGCCGGAUGGAUAACGGAGUGGAACCGGCACUUGUUCAUGUGAUCAAGUUGACUGUGCUGGAACCUCCCAAGAUCGUUGAACCUCCGAAGCCGACGCUUACGAAUGAGAGCGAUAGUUUAGAGCUAGAGUGUAUAGCUAAGGGUUCACCAGCUCCGGACAUUUAUUGGAUGAUCAAUGGGGAUUAUACAAAGUGGGAUCCGUUGAUAAAGGCUAAUGGAUCGAAGCUGCUGAUCAAGUCUGUUGAGAAGAAACAUGCCGGCAUUGUUCAAUGUUUCGCGAGGAAUGAAGUUGGUGAGACUAGCGAAGGGAAUUUGCUGCAGGUCAAUCCCAAACAGAUCCCCGGGGGUGUCGAAUCAUCUCCUCUUGGAUCGGUACCUUCUGGGAAACAAUCCGGAGGAGAGCAUGGCGGAAAACGAGGAGGAAAAGGUGGAAAGAAACACAAACAUUUGGUGAUGAUUCCACCUUCGAGGCCAAAUAUCACCCGGCUCUCGGACGAAUCGGUGAUGGUGCGGUGGCUGGUCCCUUCGAGUGACGGCCUUCCGAUUCAGUUCUUCAAGGUUCAGUACCGGAUGCUGGGAGACCCCUCGAAAAACAUCGCCCGGACCCAGUGGAUGACCGAAAACGAAGACAUCCCACCGUACACCCGAUCCUACGAGGUCAACGGACUCAAAUCGGACCACUUCUAUCGGUUCCGGAUAGUGGCCGUCUACUCGAACAACGACAACAAGGAAGGUGCCGCCUCCGGAAAGUUCCACCUCCAAAAGGAAUCUCAGCUGGGUCACCCCAAGAACCAUCUCCUCGCUCCAACGCUCACUCGGAUUGAACCGGUCUCUCAACAUGCGAUCGUCCUCCAUUGGCAGUUUCCGCAACAUCUGCCACAUCCCAUCGAUGGGUUCUACGCGUACUACCGACCCGCUACCACGGCCGGGGAGUACUCGAAGGCUACCGUGGAUUCAGCAACCUCUCGCCAUUUCAAGAUCGAUCAUCUGGAACCGGGAACGGCGUACGAGUUCAAGCUGCAGUCAUUCACGGCGGCAGCGGCUUCUGAUUUUAGUGCCAUCCUUACCGGGAAAACGCUUAAGCCACCGACACCGGCUACGCUGGCCCCGACGGUUCUUUCUCCGUCGGAAGUUGGAGACGGGACUAGUGAGGUUCCGAACUACGUUUACAUGGGUGUCGGAGGUUUUGUGUUGGUGCUUGGCGGAAUUAUUCUGUGCUGCUGCUGCUGUGUGGCAUGCAAGAAAAAGCGGGGACCCGGUGUUGACGAACCGGACACCAAAUCGCACAUCCAGGUCGAACAGAACGGCUAUCCGGGAUCCGGAAUGACGAACGGUGGACCCCGAUCGCACCACCACAAGGCCCGAAACGGAAUCACAACCCGGAUGAACAUCACGCCCAACCCGUUGGCCCAGGAUGGUGAUAAGAAUCGCAAUGUGAUGGAGCUGCGCUUCCUGCCUCCCUCCUCGAUGAUGAUGGUGACGUCGUCGGCAGGUCCACCCGCCGAUUGUGGCAGCCUGUCCUCAUCCGUCGGGAGUCUCCCCGGUGGUCCAAUUGGUGUUGGUGGUGGUGGUGGUGGUAUUGGUGUUGGUGGGGGUAGCUUUUCCACAUCCUCCUGUGGCAGCGGCGGUGGCGGUACAAUGACCAUGACCAACAACAACAACAACAACGGAUCUUACCCUAAUACUAAUAACAACAAUCACCAUCACAACAACUCUCCGCAUCAUCCCGCACAUCACCAUCAUCCGCAUCAUUACAACCAUCAUCAACAGCAUCAGAUCCAGCAUCAUCAGCUGACGAAUCAGACGGUGAUCAAUGGGAAUGGGCCGAUGGCAGUUGGAGUGGUUGGAGUGGCCGGUCCGGAACAUCUGAUGCUGGCCUCGAUGCCCCACCGGAGAACUUUGGAGCGGAGCAUGCGCAAUCUACACCAUGGGCAUGGACACGGGCAGCAUGGCGUAGGCAUGAACGGGGGAGGUUCGGUCGUUCCGCUGGACCAGCAGAAGAUGAUGCUGGAUGCGGGGGAUUGCGGCGUCACCACUACAGUAGGGGCCGGAGUUGGAAUCGUCCUCGGGCCGUCUCGAAACAACUCGUCCAUCCGAAGGACUCGGCGAGGGUCCGGAUCGGUUCCGGGAAGUCCGCGGGUAGGUCGCGGUCCCAGUGCCGAACUGCUGCAGCACAAUCGAUCGCCGAUGCCAAUUCGGGCGGCGGCCAGCGGUGUCAAGCGGGCGGCUCGACUAGGCCGUGCCGAAAAUAUGUCCUCGGGCAGUUUGAACAGUAUUGAAGUUUGAAAAUGGGAGAGGGACGACGGAAGGUAGCUAUCAAUCGAGGUAAGAAAUUUGUACGCUUUUAUCUUUGAUUCUAAUCGACAAUGUUAAUUAAUCAUCGAAAAAAGAAAAAAAAAUAAUAGGGAACAAGAAUUGAGAAUUUAGAAUAAAAAAGUGAGAAUUCAAAUAAAAAAAACUCUAAACUGAGGAUACAAUAUUAAGAAAUCAUUAAAAACAAAUCAAUUACAUUUAAAUGAGAAUUUAAAAAAUCGUAUAUGAAAAAUGACAAUUUAAAGAAUCAAAAAUACAAACACAGAAUUGCUAAUUCAGAAUUGAAAGUUUGAAAAAGGAAAUCAGAGUAAAAAAGAAGAUCUAACAACCCGAAGGUAUAAAUCAAGAAUGCGGAGCUUAAUUUACAGAAUUGAGAAUUCCAAAUUAAGACUUGAUUCAGUAUUGAGAAUUUUUCAAUGAGAAUUUAAUAUUGAGGAUUAAAAAUUGAGAAUUCAGAAUCGAGAAGUCAAAUUUGGUAAUCCAAAAUUGCGAAUUAAAUUGAAAAUUUGAAAUUUAAGAUUCAGAUUGAGAAUUUAGAAUUAAGAAUUGAGAAGAUACAGAAUUGAAAAUUCAAACUUGUGAACUCAAGUUGAAAAUUCAGAAUCAAAAAUUUUCAAUUGAGAGCUCAGAAUUGAAAGAAUUCAGUAUUAAGAGAAUCCAGAAUUGAGGAUAAAAAAUUCAGAAUCGAAAAUUCAGAAUUCCAAAUUGGGAAUUCAGAAUUUAGAAUUCAAAAUUGAGAAUUCAGAAUUGAGGAUACAGAAUUGAGAAUUCAGAAUUGAGAAUUCAGAAUUGAGGAAUAAGAAUUGAGAAUUCAGAAUUGAGAAUUCAGAAUCGAGGAUUCAAAAUUGAGAAUUCAGAAUUGAGAAUUCGGAAUUGAGAAUACAGAAUUGAGAAUGCAGAAUUGAGAGUUAAGAAUUGAGAAAUCAGAAUCGAGGAUUCAAAAUUGAGAAUUCAGAAUUGAGGAUUCAGAAUUGAGAAUUCAGAAUGGAGAAUUCAGAAUUGAGAAUUCAGAAUUGAGAAUUCAGAAUUGAGAAUUCUGAAUUGAGGAUUCAGAACUGAGAAUUCAGGCCAGAGAAUUUAGAAUCGAGAAUUCAGAAUUGAGAAUUCAGAAUUGAGAACUCGAAGUUGAGAAUUCCAAAUUGAAAAUUCCAAAUUGGAAUUCAGAAUUAAGAAUUCAAAAUUGAGAAUUCAGAAUUCAAAAUUGAGAAUUCAGAAUUGAACUUCAGAACUGAGAAUUUGUAAGUGAGGAACCAAAAUUGAGAAUUCAAAGUUAAGAAUUCAGGAAGGAGCAAGACGAAUUGAAAAUUCAGAAUUGAGAAAUUUGAAUUGAGAAUUCAGAACUGAUAAUUCAGAAUUUAUAAUUCAGAAUUGAAAAUUUAGAAUUGAGAAUUCAGAAAUGAAAAUUCAGAAUUGAAAAUUUAGCAUUGAGUAUUCAGAAUUAAGAUUUCAGAAUUGAGAAUUCAGGAUUGAGAAUUCAGAAUUGAGAAUUCAGAAUAGAUAAUUCAGAAUUGAGAAUUCAGAAUCAAAAAUUGAGAAUUGAGAGUUAAGAAUUGAGAAUUCAGAAUUGAGAAUUCAGAACAGAGAUUCAGAAUUGAUAAUCAAAAUUCAAAAUUCAUAGUUGAGAACUCAGAAUUUAAAAUUCAAAAUUGAAAAUUCAAAGUUGGGAAUUUUGAAUUGAGAAUUUGAUAUCAAAAAUCCAGAUUUUAAAAAACAGAAUUGAGAAUUCAGGAUAGAGAAUUAAGGAUUGAGAAUUCGGAAAAAAGAGUUAAAAAUUGAAAAUUCAGAAUUGAAAAUUCAGAAUUGAGGAUUCAAAAGUGAGAAUUGAGAAUUCAGAGUUGAGAUUUCAUAAUUGAGAAAUUCAGAAUGGAAAUUCAGAAUUUAGAAUUCCGAUUUGAGAAUUCGAGUAGAGAAUUCAGAGUUGAGAAUUCAGAAUUAUAAAUUUAGAAUUGAAAAUUUCCUAAUCUUUAGAUGUCCCUACUAAAAAGGACAUCACUUUUCACCGCUAGGCCGAUAAAUUAAAUCUACAAACAUAAAUUACGGUGAUAAAUCCCUCAUGGAAUUGAGAAUUCAAAACUGCAAAAUCAAAAUAAAGAAUUCAGAAUUGGGAUUUCAGAAUUGAGAUUUAAAAUUGAGAAUUCAGAUUUCCAAAUAGAAAAUUCAUAAAAGAGAAUUUCAGAAUGGAGAUCAAAAAUUGAGAAUUUGGAAUUCAGAAUUGAGAAUUAAAAAUUGGGAAUUCAGAAUUGAGAGUUCAGAAUUUAGAAUUCAGGAUUGAGAAUUAGGAAUUGAGAACUCCAAAUUGAGAAUUUAGAAUUAGGAAUUAAGAAUUGAAAAUUCCGAAUUGAGAAUUCAGAAUUGAGAAUUCAGAAUUGAGAAUUCAGAAUUGAGAAUUCAGAAUUGAAAAUUCAGAAUUGAGAAUUCAGAAUUGAGAAUUCAGAAUUGAGAAUUCAGAACUAAGAAUUCAGAAUUGAGCAUUCAGAAUUGAGAAUUCAGAAUUGAGAAUUCAGAAUUGGAAAUUCAAAAUUGCAAAUUCAAAACUGGGAACUCAGAAUUGGGAAUUCAGAAUUGAGAAUUCAGAAUUGGGAAUUAAGAAUUUAUAAUUCAGAAUUUAGAAUUUAGAAUUGAAAAUUCAGAACUGAGAUUUCGGAAUUGAGAAUUCAGA
Uranotaenia lowii is the source of this 6357-nucleotide messenger RNA. Its product is annotated as interference hedgehog-like. The record is from RefSeq and is a predicted model, not a curated record. Gene Ontology annotation, biological process: axon guidance; cell-cell adhesion. Lineage: Eukaryota; Metazoa; Arthropoda; Insecta; Diptera; Culicidae. Gene Ontology annotation, cellular component: plasma membrane; axon. Gene Ontology annotation, molecular function: protein binding. The transcript has 6 exons. Bases 9 to 3671 code for a protein of 1220 amino acids.